Prorocentrum cordatum is the source of this 1427-nucleotide messenger RNA. Lineage: Eukaryota; Dinophyceae; Prorocentrales; Prorocentraceae. The record is from the annotation of a GenBank genome assembly.
GCAGCCGCCCUGGCGUCUGCCUGCCUGGCGCUGGCCGCCUGCGCGUCCUGGCUGGGGGCGCGCCGCCGCCACGACCGGGGCGGCCGCCACGGCUGGGGCGACGCGGCGCUGAGCAAGGCGUCCGAGGACGACGGCGGCGGGGAGGGGUGCGACUGCAGCUGGGCCAGCGUGUCCACCUGUGGGCAGGAUACUGGACGACGGCGGGCACUGCUUCGAGGAGUGCUGCUUCGAGACGGCGAACAGGACCGACCUGCAAGCUGCGCAGCGGGUGCACCUGCGACUGCAGCUGGGCCAACCAGUCCUCGUGCAACUACGACGACGGUGGCUGCUGCUUCACCUGCUGCUGCGGCGCCGCCUUCGUGGGCGCGGGCACGAAAGGCCCGCAGUGCGCCCUCACCGACCGCACGGAGGCCAGGCCCCACAGCGAGGUGGAGUACCACCCCGGCUCCAUCUUUUGUUGGUCGCUGAUGCUCCCCAAGGGCUACGAGCGCCACCUGCUCGCGGCGCAGUACCGGGAGCGGGUGAGCAUCUUCGCGUGCGACCAGGCUGCCGUCUACAGCAACAAGAGAAUCAAGAUAGCGGACGCCGUUUUCACCCGGGUGGUCGACGUGGACCUCCAGUGCGAAAGCGGCGGGGAAUUCAAGACUGCCCUGAACAACGACAUCUUCCUGGCCGUGUGGAGAAAGGUGAUCGACGAUGGGGAUUACCUCCGCCACAACUGGACUGUCAAGGUUGACCCCGACACGGUCUUCUUGCCAUGGCGAUUGCGGGACGUGCUGAAGGACCACCCCACAGGCUCCAAGGGCGUCUACCUGAACAACUGCGAGUGCCCCAUCCCGCUCCGCCCGCCCGGCGGUCUUCUCGCAGGGUGCCGUGAAGGCGUGGGGCGACGGCCAGGAGGAGUGCAGCUCCUACUUCGAGGAGCUCUGCUCCGGCAACUGCUGGUGGGGCGAGGACAUGUACAUCGACCAGUGCUUGUGCAAGGUGCUGGGCGUCCGGCGCGACGACAGCCCGAAGCUGCUCGUGGAGAACCACUGCAACCCGCCAGAGGGCUGGGAGUCCUGCAACAACUCCGAGCUCGUGGCCUUCCAUCCGUUCAAGGAGGAGAAGCGCUGGAUGGAGUGCCUGGGCAACGCGGACAGGAAAGGCCCUCCGCCUCCGACGACCACCACGUCGACAACUGUCACGACCUCGACCACGAGCUCCACCACGCGCACGGUCACGGGCACGACCAUGACCGCAACGUACACGGCGACAUCCAGGAGAUGAUUACAAUUCCUGACGCAACGACGGAGCCGGUGAACUUCGACUGCAACGCCAGCCUAGAGCAAUGGCGCAACGAGUGGUCGGAGGGCAAGAUGGACUGGUGCUGCCAGCGCUACGGUCUGGGCUGCCUGUCGGAGGAGGACGCGGUCAAGUUCGCCACG